Molecule: messenger RNA, 597 nt
Organism: Paramecium pentaurelia
Lineage: Eukaryota; Ciliophora; Oligohymenophorea; Peniculida; Parameciidae
Source: the annotation of a GenBank genome assembly
AUGAAGGUCCAAAUGAUUAUCCAUAAGAUAAAUCAGCUUAAUACCUAAAUUACUGAUGGAUACUUCUCGGUCUGUCAAUAUAAAAUUAAAUAACAUUAGUACUCCUGCAAGUAUUGUAGUCAUUCCUUCAUCAACUUGCUUGACACUUACAACAACAUCAGCCGAAAAAAAUAAUAAUUGCGCUAUAUGUAUACAUAAUUUCAAUCCUAAAAAUUGAAGGAACAUCCGAAUCUUGUUCUGCUAAAUAGCUAAAAUAUAAUUCAUUAAGUAAUGAAAUAAAUAGGAGGAACAUCUAAUAUUACUUAUGAUUUUUGUACUCAUAAGUUUUUUCUGUAAGCUGCUAAUUCAAAAAUUUCAGCUAUAUGUUCCACAAUUUCAGCUGGUGGUGGGUUUCUCGAAUGUUAAUCAAGCUCCAACUGUACAAAAUAUGAUAUUGUGAGAAUAAGACUGGGGGAUUCUUCUAAUAAUUAUAAUAAUAUAUUGAUUAAAUCUUUACCAUCUUAUAGAAAAGCACUUCUUUCAUGGAUAUUUUACACUUAUUAAUAUUUGUAUGCUACAUGUAAUGAUCCCUGGACAUUAAUUUUAAUCUUGCAUUGA